CCGAGCCCCCACACAGCUAUGGCCCCGCAGGAGCAGGUCCUCGUCCUCGAGCCGCCCAACGAGCUGAAAUUCAAAGGUCCUUUCACAGAUGUUGUCACUACAAACCUGAAACUAGCUAACCCUACAGAUAAAAAUGUAUGUUUUAAAGUGAAGACCACAGCUCCACGCAGGUAUUGUGUGAGGCCUAACAGUGGUGUUCUUGAUGCAGGAACUUCAAUCAAUGUUUCAGUGAUGCUGCAACCUUUUGACUACGAUCCCAAUGAGAAAAGCAAACACAAGUUUAUGGUUCAGUCCAUGUUUGCUCCACCGGAGAUCCAGGACAUGGAAGCAGUAUGGAAAGAGGCAAAGCCAGAAGACUUAAUGGACUCUAAGCUGCGGUGUGUCUUUGAGCUACCCUCUGAGAAUGAGAAAACGUGGCGUCCAGUACACAGAAAAAGAACUCAUGACCUGGACACAAAUAAACUCCUUUCUACAGCUUUAGCGAAAUCAGAGCCCCCUAUGUUGUCCAAAUCGACCAGUUCUUCCCUGGAUGAUCCCGAGUUGCGGAAAAUGGUGGACGAAUGCUGGAUACUUAAAUCAGAGGUUCAGAGACUUCGCGAGGAGAAUAAACACUUAAAGGAAGAUGAUGGUCUGCGAAUGAGGAGGAUGCCUCAGCCCAACCAUCCUUCACCCAGCACGAGGUCCGUCACCAGGGAGGAGGGACUCAGCACACGGCUAAUCGUCCUCUCUGUUCUGUUCUUUAUCUUGGGUACAAUUGUAGGGAAGCUGCUUUUGUAGAGAGACAAGCAUGCUGGUGAUUUGUUAGCUUGACUUGUUGGUUUGAUCUGCCAUAUCAUGGGGUAGAAAUGAUUCAUGAUCAAAAAAUAAAAUACAAAAAAAACAAUUUAAUGUACAGCAUUUCACGGGCCUUGCCUUUAAUUACCCCUUGCACAAUACAUACAGUAACUCGGUCGGAAAAAUCUUGGGUAAUGUUAGUUGUACAGUAAGUUACAUAUGAAGAGAGUUCCUGGGCUAUUGGCAGGUGAAGAGAGAACAGACAUUUGAUGUGACAACAGCAUACUGUAAAUGUAAUUUUAAUCAUGUUAGACUAUGGUACCUUUACAGGAUUUACCUCUUUUAAAUACGCUUUAAGAAUGCCGGUGCUGGCCCGAGGUUCAGUGUGUGCAACUGGACUGAGAGGGAAGGGCUACAACCUUCAUGUAAAAUUUUUAAAAAAACGAGCCUUUCCUCCCUGCAGGCAAAAAGCGUGAAUAGUUUCUGUCGAUGAUGUCUUUCUUGCUGUCAAAGUGGCCCACGUCUGGGUUUUAAAAAAAAACAAAAAAUUGGCUAGAUCUGUUUAUUCUUACAAUGUUGUCCCAUGCUUACUCGACAAAUACUGAGACUUCCUGUAUUUCCAUUUCACACUUACUACUCCACACGGUGAAUUGAGUCCCCAGUACUGUCACUUGCUUUGGUCAACCCACCUCCCGGAGAUGGCUGGCCUGACCUGAACACCAUUGCUGCUGAAAGCUGCAUUGUGGGGUAGUCCUGCCCACACAUGCCCUAGACACUACAGUGAGAUUAGAUGUGUACCUUCAGCUUCCACCAUCCAAUGUUGGAAUACAGCAAUUGGGCGACUAUUUUGUACAUAAUUAACUGUUUAUCAAAGAAAAAUAAAUAUUAGUAGUAAAAUAGUCUAUGCCGUAAUGACCAAUCCUGUUUGGCUAUGUAGCAUCUUAAUAAAGCCCCAAAUUUAAUUGAA
Callorhinchus milii (elephant shark) is the source of this 1741-nucleotide messenger RNA. RefSeq names its product VAMP (vesicle-associated membrane protein)-associated protein B and C (gene vapb). Gene Ontology annotation, molecular function: FFAT motif binding. Gene Ontology annotation, biological process: endoplasmic reticulum membrane organization. Bases 19 to 777 code for a protein of 252 amino acids. The transcript is spliced from 7 exons. The record is from RefSeq and is a predicted model, not a curated record. Lineage: Eukaryota; Metazoa; Chordata; Chondrichthyes; Chimaeriformes; Callorhinchidae. Gene Ontology annotation, cellular component: endoplasmic reticulum membrane; plasma membrane.